Suillus paluster is the source of this 1089-nucleotide messenger RNA. RefSeq names its product DNA glycosylase. NCBI's taxonomy places the organism in Eukaryota, Fungi, Basidiomycota, Agaricomycetes, Boletales, Suillaceae. The record is from RefSeq and is a predicted model, not a curated record. Gene Ontology annotation, cellular component: nucleus. Gene Ontology annotation, biological process: base-excision repair, AP site formation; base-excision repair; nucleotide-excision repair. Gene Ontology annotation, molecular function: 8-oxo-7,8-dihydroguanine DNA N-glycosylase activity; damaged DNA binding. Bases 1 to 1089 code for a protein of 362 amino acids. The transcript is spliced from 3 exons.
AUGGCUGUCACAAUUCCUGCUGGGUUUCGCGCCUUGCCACUGUCAGCCGUACAGCUAUCUCUAGCAGCUGUUUUGAAAUGCGGCCAGUCAUUUCGCUGGUCAAGUUAUUCCCUGCCCUCGUCCCCUGCCGCAGAGUCGUCUCCUACUCAUGAGUAUCGUCUGUGCUUGAGGGAUCGCGUAGUAUGCUUGAGACAGUCUCCCGACUAUCUUUUCUACUGCUCUGUUUUUCCGGGAGAGCAUCUCUCAGUGCAACAGGAGGGAGUUAAGAACGAAGAAACGUUAUCUUGGCUCAAGGACUAUUUUCAGCUGGACGUAGACUUGGUACAGCUUUACGACCAGUGGAGUGACCGGGAUCAAGUCUUUAAUAAGCUAAAGUCUCGCUUUUCUGGCAUCAGGAUGUUGAGACAAGAUCCUUGGGAAAACCUAGUAUCAUUCAUUUGCUCUUCUAACAAUAACAUACCCCGGAUCACCAAGAUGGUGCACGCUCUUUGCAAACAGUACUCUCCUUCCUUGAUUUCCCUGCCACCCCCCGCACCCAGUGAAAAUAGCACCCAAGGUCCUACGACGUAUCAUUCUUUCCCCCCGCCAUCUGUCCUUGCUGCUCCUGAAGUCAAGUCCACUCUUCGGGCUUUGGGCUUUGGCUACCGUGCUGAUUAUAUUCAACGCACUGCAAAAAUGCUUGUGGAUACUCACGGUUCCUCAAUAUCCCAAUCAGGGUUACGAGAGAACUGCGAGGAGUGGUUGAUUGGAUUAAGAAACAUGAGCACCGAAGCUGCUCGUGAAGAGCUUCUGAAAUUUGUCGGCGUAGGACGCAAGGUAGCAGACUGCGUUCUUCUCAUGAGCUUGGAUAAGAGAGAAGUCAUACCAGUGGACACUCACGUUCACCAGAUCGCUAUCAAACAUUACGGGCUACGUGCCUCCAAAGGGAAAGGUACCAUGACCCCUCGAAUUUACGAGGAAGUGGCUACAAAGCUUGCCGACAUUUGGGGUGAUCAUGCCGGUUGGGCGCAUUCUGCAUGUAUCUAUUCGAAGUUCCCUUUCUUUUUGUUCAUGCCUCCUUUUCUCAGGUGCUUUUCACCGCGGAUUUGA